Molecule: messenger RNA, 342 nt
Organism: Strigops habroptila (Kakapo)
Lineage: Eukaryota; Metazoa; Chordata; Aves; Psittaciformes; Psittacidae
Product: antimicrobial peptide THP1-like
Exons: 3
Coding region: 166-342 (58 amino acids)
Biological process (GO): defense response to bacterium; cell chemotaxis
Cellular component (GO): extracellular region
Molecular function (GO): CCR6 chemokine receptor binding; chemoattractant activity
Source: RefSeq, a predicted model, not a curated record
AGCCCAGGGCAUUUGGCCAAAGUGGCAUUCCUUGACCCCAGAGGCAUCUGGACACAAGUCAUUCCUGUUGGGUUUAUUAGUGCUUGAACAACAAGACCUUUAUCAGGCAGGAGUUUUGGUGUCUCCCCUCAGCAGCCUUGUGAAGACUCGGGACAGGCGUCAGCCAUGAAGAUCCUGUACCUGCUCUUUCCCCUCUUGCUCCUGUUGGUCCAGGGUGCUGCAGCACUAGGAAAAGCAGAAAAAUGCAUACAAAAAAAGGGAUUCUGCGUUUUGGGAGGCUGCCGUUUCCCCUAUAAGUAUGCGGGGACUUGUUCAACAUUCAGUCACUGCUGCAAACUGUAA